Molecule: messenger RNA, 518 nt
Organism: Trachymyrmex cornetzi
Lineage: Eukaryota; Metazoa; Arthropoda; Insecta; Hymenoptera; Formicidae
Product: phosphopantothenoylcysteine decarboxylase subunit VHS3-like
Exons: 4
Coding region: 129-518 (129 amino acids)
Source: RefSeq, a predicted model, not a curated record
AAACGCCAAAUAUUUUUCAGAAAUUUACUCAUGAGUUGGUUUUAUACUCGAAGUAGAAGAAUACCACUUUGCAGAGAAUUAAUAUUUUCGCGCACUAAAUAUAAAUCGUGUUGCGAUUGAUAGUGACAAUGCGGACGUUGUAUACGUUAUUAAUUUUGACCGCUAUCGGAGGCGUUUUUGAAAGAACAUUUGUCGAAGCAAAACCAUAUGAAGUCGGAAGAGAUGGGAAUCCUUCCUCCGGCAGAAAUCUUAAAAAUAGCUUACUACAUAAUAUAGAAGAAAAUGAUCAUUACAACAUCGAACGCAACAAUGAUGACGACGAUCACAAAACUUGCCCUCGUUGCAACAAUUAUGAUAAUGAUAAUGAUGACGAUGACGACAUUACCACUACCGACAUUUCCACUACUGACAGUGACGACAUCGACGACAUCGACGACAUUGUCGACAUUGAUGACAUUGACGAUAUGGACAACUACAAAAACCAUGAUUUUUUGGUAUUCUUAUUUCAACCUAAGUAA